AUGGCCAGUAAGUUUCCAGCACGAGAGGAUUUGGACGACCAGUUUCUGACGUGCGCGAUUUGCAUGCUGCACUACCGGGACCCCAAAAUCCUGCCAUGUCUGCACAGCUUUUGUAGGGAAUGUCUACAGCUUUGGGCCACAAAACAACAGCCGCUGGAGUGUCCAACCUGCCGCGAACCGGUCAGGCUACCAGACCAAGGUGUGGACGGACUCAGGACCAACUUUUACGUCAACAACCUGCUGGACUUCGCGGCGGCCAAGAAAGGGGCGGGGCCAGAUCAUGAAGUGGUCUCUGAAGAAACCUUCAUGGUAGAAAAAGACGCGGGUAAAUUCCAUCGCAAGCGACACUGUCCAAAACACAACAAUCAUGAACUGGUCUUCUACUGUGAGAGCUGCAAGGCGUUUGCUUGUACGGCGUGUACCGUGGUUGAUCAUCGGCCGGGCAAAGAUCACAAUCCCGUAGAAAUCACCACCGAGGCUCAAAAGAGGAAAGAAACACUACAAGGACUUCUGCAAAACAUAAACCCACGUCUGAAGGAAAUACAGGACGCUGUCAAGGAAGUUGACAGAAAGAUUUCAAAGUUAGUCCCCUCGAAAGAAGCAGCCACAGACCAAGCCAAGGCGUACUUCCACAAACUUGCCGACCUUCUUCAAAAGCGUGAAGAGGACAUUUUGAGCCAGAUUGACGAACAGUGCCGAGCCGACGGCAAGGCUCUACAGGCAAAGAAGGUUGCGAUAGAGUUUGAGUUGGCCGGACUGACGAGCGCACAAACGUUCUGUCAACAAGCUGUAGAACACGGAAGUGACGUGCACGUUCUGGAGGUAGGAAACCAAGUCCAAACAAGGGUGGAAACUCUUCUGACAAAAGAAGGGGACCUGGAGUCCAACUGGAGCGAGUUUCAGUUCGUCGAGAACACGACAGAAGUUGACAAUUUCGGUGGCGUAAGGACAAACGUCGACGUUUCGAAGUGCAAAGUUGCUGUAAAGAAGCCGGCAGUCCAGGGGUUUCAGUGCGUCGCUGAGCUGACGACGAUGAACAAAGAAGGCCACCCGUGUUUUAAUAACAGUAAAGCCGUCAUAACUGACAUGAAGGACCCGUCUGGAACAAACUUGGCGACACAAGUACAGAUGAAGAGCAGGGGCUUGUGGGAAAUCUCGUACACACCUGAGGUUACGGGUAACCACAAGUUAGAGGUCAAGGUCAACUCACAACAGGUGUCAGGAAGUCCGUUUGAUGUUGACGUGAAGGGGAACCCCGUUUUGACUAUCACAGGGGAGGGCAGUUGGGUGGGAGAACUGGACAGGCCGGUAGGUGUCGCUGUUGAUAAGGACGGUAACAUUGCAGUUGUGGAGCGAGGGAACAAGCGAGUUCGGAUCUUCGAUAAAGACAGAGGUCACACUUUUCGUAUCUUCCCAGUUGAAGUUGAGAAGGCGCACAGUAUUGAUGUGGACUCAGAGGGAAGGUUUCUUGUGACGUCGCGGGGUGAAAAUUUUGGCUUAAGACGCUACUCCAAGGAAGGCAAACUAUUAAACACGCUUAAGCCUGACUGUAUGCGCGGUCCACACGGCGUGACAGUUCUGAAGGACGACCGCAUGGUGGUGGCAGACAACAAGCUGAAGUCGUGUCUCCUCCUGCAGCCUGACGGGACCCUCAUCCGGGAGAUCGGCAAGGGGCAGCUACAGAACCCAGUGUUCGUGUCGGUAGACGAGUCCCGUGAUGUGAUGUUUGUCACAGACAAGGACGCACAUAAAGUAUUCGCGUUUGACCUGGGUGGAAACCUGAAGUUCGAUUUUGGCAAGGAAGGGGAGAAUGAUGGCGAAUUUAGGAUUCCAACUGGUGUAACAUCCGACCCGGCAGGUAACAUCAUCGUGGGUAACUCAGGAGACGGCCGUGUGCAGGUGUUCGCGCCUGACGGGACUUUCAAACAGAAACUGGGACCAGUCAAAGGGGAGUGUGCCAGUGGAGUCGCCCUGACUCCUGAUGGUUACAUAGCGGUGGCGUGUCGGAAUGGACAUUGUAAUUGUAUAGAACUGUACAGGUACAUGUGA
Messenger RNA from Branchiostoma belcheri (Belcher's lancelet), 2049 nucleotides. RefSeq names its product tripartite motif-containing protein 2-like. The record is from RefSeq and is a predicted model, not a curated record. Gene Ontology annotation, molecular function: zinc ion binding; protein binding; ubiquitin-protein transferase activity. Gene Ontology annotation, biological process: positive regulation of DNA-templated transcription. Bases 1 to 2049 code for a protein of 682 amino acids. Gene Ontology annotation, cellular component: nucleoplasm; chromatin. NCBI's taxonomy places the organism in Eukaryota, Metazoa, Chordata, Leptocardii, Amphioxiformes, Branchiostomatidae. The transcript is spliced from 2 exons.